GUUCCAUGUUCACUGACCUGGUCCAAGGUUGAUGUGAUAAUACGAGUGUUCAGUAACUUUUUUAAAUCCUGGUGCACAUUCUGUCCAAGAUCACUGCAGGGACUCACUUGUGAGAGGAGUGAAUCAUCGAGGCCUGCAGGAUGGCCCAGGCAGACAGUAAGGUGCUGGUUCUGGGAGCUCUGGCUGGAGUGGCUGGCAUCAGUUUGGCUGUGGUGUGUUAUCAAGGCUUUAGGUCAAGGCGAAGAAGCUCGUGGCCGGGGUUCUACCUCAACCGCACUAAUGAACAGGGGCCUGGCAUCAUGGUGGUGGAUGGUCCAGGUUUGCCUAGGGGUCAGGAUGAGGUGCUGGAGCGCCUUGAGGCCCUGAUCCAGUGCGUGUCUGAGCUAAAGGAGGAGAUGAAGUCAUUGAAGAGUGCUCUGCCGACGCUGCAGGAUCAAGUCAGGGAAGAGCUGAGGGGACGGGAUGAGGCGCGUCGAGCCAGCCCUCUCCACAGGACCACACCAACACGAAGGAAAAGGGCUGCAGGCACCAUCGCCGGGGCCAGAGCAGGCGGUCGGAGCUCAGAGGAAGCCGAGAGUGAGGGAGGGUAUAUGACUGCACUGACAGACUCUGAGGAAGACGAUUUAAGUGAUGCAGAACAAAGCGAUGAAGAACAACCUGCAGAUAAGCUAUGUGUCCUCCUCGAGAGGAUCGAUGGGUUGCGCCAGGGCACUGAAUCUGACAAAAGGGAAUGUCUCAACCUCCUUUUGGAGCAGAGAGAGGAGUUUGGACAGAACUCAACAUUUCUUUGGCGGCUAACCCGAGCUUACUGUGAUGUUCACGACAUCAGUUCCACUCUGGAGGAGAAGAAGACCCAUGCAGAAACAGGGAAGAAAGUUGGCGAGGAGGCAGUGAGCCUGAACCCCACAUGUGCUGAAAGUCAUCAGUGGUAUGCCAUCAUGUGUGGGAUUAUGGCAGAAUAUGACACAGUACAGAACAAGAUAAAGAACGGAUACAUCUUUAAGGAUCAUCUGGAUAAGGCCAUUGAGCUGAAGCCACGAGACCCCAUGUCCUACUACCUGCUGGGCCGCUGGUGCUACGCUGUGGCUCAGUUGUCGUGGAUUGAGAGGAAAGUUGCUGCAACAUUGUUUGGAGAGCCUCCAAGUGCCACAGUUGAAGAUGCACUGAAGAAUUUUCUAAGGGUUGAGGAGCUCCAGCCAGGAUAUUCCAAACUCAACUAUGUGUUUCUAGCUAAGUGCUACAAAGACCUGGGGCAAAGGGAGAAGGCGAGGAAGAUGUGUGAAGCUGCUUCUUCAAUGAAUGGCAUGUCCAAAGAGGAUGAAGAGGCACAGAAGGAGCUGGACUCACUCUACCCAGCGCUCGGAGUGUGACGACAGCUUGCACAUAGCACAUUCUUUUGGAAAUGCAUUUUCCAUGUGCUACGAGCUGUGUGUGUGUGUGUGUGUGUGUGUAUGUGUGGAUAUAGUGUGUAUUGAGAGGACAUCAUGUUAAUUCACUCUGUGAGUGGAGGGAGGUGCGCUGUGGCAUUAUAUAAUCAAUGGGAGCAAUAACACAGUCAGAGCCGUCCGAUGCAGUUUUAAAACAGAUUCGUAAUCUGAUUGGUUUGGCUUUUUUUUUUUCGAGAGCAAAUUAUUCAAACCUGGUUGUACAAAAUCGGUAAGACAAUUUGUUUUCCCUUUUAGAUAAUAAAGUCUCUAAAGUGGACAUUUUAAUUUUUAUAGCAAUUUGAUUAGUCAUAAGUUACAGUCUGAUUGCUCUGAUAGCGAAAGUCAGUCCAGUGUGUCUCAAGGAUACUGAGUUUCCUUGACAACAAUGACUUGUCGCUUUUUGGGAAAGUGACCCACAGGACGCAUCCAAACAAAGAUCUUGGAAUGCUGUGACCACUAGACGACCUCCUGCCCUCUUGACUCAGA
Epinephelus moara (kelp grouper) is the source of this 1913-nucleotide messenger RNA. Its product is annotated as regulator of microtubule dynamics protein 2. Bases 141 to 1370 code for a protein of 409 amino acids. Lineage: Eukaryota; Metazoa; Chordata; Actinopteri; Perciformes; Serranidae. Gene Ontology annotation, molecular function: microtubule binding. The transcript has 11 exons. The record is from RefSeq and is a predicted model, not a curated record. Gene Ontology annotation, cellular component: mitotic spindle pole; spindle microtubule; cytoplasm.